Messenger RNA from Cokeromyces recurvatus, 666 nucleotides. RefSeq lists its product as uncharacterized. Bases 1 to 666 code for a protein of 221 amino acids. The record is from RefSeq and is a predicted model, not a curated record. NCBI's taxonomy places the organism in Eukaryota, Fungi, Mucoromycota, Mucoromycetes, Mucorales, Mucoraceae. The transcript is spliced from 3 exons.
AUGCCUAAAAAGACAUCUUCAUCAGUUCAAAAGACACCAAAUGAACUAGUGUCUUCAGUUAAAUCUUCCAGCUUGAAUUUAACAGACAUUGAAUCUGACUCCAUUUCUAAAAUUGCUAAGAAGUACUUUUCAGAUAAUGUUGAGUGGGAUCCCGAAGUAGUCAAAACUAUCAUCAAAAAUGAGCUUGAGCCUGCCGAGUUUAGUUCCCAGAAACUUUCAGUUUUAGAGUUUUAUCACUACUUGGAAAAGUAUCUCUGGCCUCAUUAUAAUGAAGAAGCUUCUUUAGACCACGUUAUUUCUAUUUGUUUACUUGUUUAUGAGAAAGCACGUCAAAGCAUUCCUCUUUGGGACGCGUUUGCUGAUGACACUGAAAAGUUCUCUUUGUUUUUUAGGCGUAUUAUUCAUUUGAUAGUUGAUCCUGAAUUGCCACUAUUCUUUUCUAGACAAUUAUUAAUCUUUUUAAUUCAUUGUUUCCAAAGUUUCGAUAAUAAUUUUGUUCGUACAGAAUGUUUGAAAUUGGUUACUAUUGGCAUCUGGGCUCAUUUAGCUCACGAAGGAAAACGAGACCAACUCUUUUCUAAUUAUCCUAAUCUUCUUAAAUUAUGGAAUACAAAUAACAAAAAAUUAGCUGCUGCUAGUAAGUUUCGAAGAAAAAAAAAGUUUUAA